This is a messenger RNA of Gopherus evgoodei (Goodes thornscrub tortoise), 2231 nucleotides long. Its product is annotated as forkhead box protein L2-like. Gene Ontology annotation, biological process: regulation of transcription by RNA polymerase II; cell differentiation; anatomical structure morphogenesis. Gene Ontology annotation, molecular function: DNA-binding transcription factor activity, RNA polymerase II-specific; RNA polymerase II cis-regulatory region sequence-specific DNA binding. Lineage: Eukaryota; Metazoa; Chordata; Testudines; Testudinidae. The record is from RefSeq and is a predicted model, not a curated record.
AUGGACGGCGCAGCGGCCGGAGCGCCGGGUCCCCCGCCGGGAGACGGGCAGGGCGCGGGGGAGGCCGCCCCCCAGAAGCCCCCUUACUCCUACGUGGCGCUGAUCGCCAUGGCCAUCCGGGCGAGCCCGGAGCAGCGGCUGCCGCUGAGCGGCAUCUACCGGUACAUCGUGGGGCGCUUCCCCUACUACCGGCUGGGCCAGAAGGGCUGGCAGAACAGCAUCCGCCACAACCUCAGCCUCAACGCCUGCUUCCUCAAGGUGCCCCGGGAGCGCGGCGCCGAGCGCAAGGGCAGCUACUGGACCCUGGACCCGGCCUUCCACGACAUGUUCCAGCCGGGCAACUACCGGCGCCGCCGGCGGGUCAAGAGACCCCCGCGGGCCCCCCUGGGCGGGCCCGGCCCGGAGCCGCCCUACUACCUGCCCCACCAGAGCCCCCCGGCCGCCUACCUGGUGGGCAGCGCCUGGGCACCCCCGGGGCAAGCCCCGCCGAGCUGCCCCCAGUGCACGGUGCAGCUGAGCGGCUACGGCCCCUACCCGCGGCUGCUGCUGCCCGGAGGGGGGGCGUAUCAGCAGCUCAGCCCUGCGACGGGGGGGGCCGGCUGUGCCUACCAGCCGCCCCCGGAGCUGCCCUUCAUGCGUUACUGGGGGGAGCAGGAGAGACCCUACGGCGCCUUGCCCGCCGGCAUAGACCUGCGGUUCCUUGGCAGUCGGACAGGAGAGGGCAGUGGGGCUCCCCUCCUCCCUGCUCCUACUCUGAGCGUUGGGGGGAGCCCAGGCUGCGUUUGGCUUGAUAACGGGGAGCCCUCCCUUGUUAGCGCAAUAACUGAAGAGGUGUCGCAGGCAGGCGAGAUGUGACGCGCGCUCCCAUCGUUGAGAGGUUUCGGGGGAGCCUCGCUGGAGGAAGGGGGUGCGAAUUCGCUUGAAAGGGGAACAGCGAUUCUGAAAAGAGGAGCCACAGCGGAAUGGACUUUGGAAGCGAGCCUGUACUUCCCCUGCUUCGAAAAGGGGGAGGAACUGGGAUAGUACCACAUUAUCAAUGUAAACACAAAUCUUAAAACUUCGAAGUUCAAACGGAUACAGCGAGGGGUGAGUUUCACUCGAAAUAUCAGAGGCUCCGGAGAUUCACCCUGCAGCUCUAACUCUCCAAACUGAUUCUUCUCCGGGCAGAGGGUCCUCGAGGACAUUAUUUGUUCUGCAAAACUAGACCCCAAUAUUAUAGAAAUUCCCUGUCUGCAAAGUAUUUGAAAUAACUGUUUAAUUUGGGGUCAAAACUUUCUUGUUCCAAGGAAAGAAUGAAGCGUUUCAGACGUUCCCUGUUACAUAGUUAUUGUAGAAGCUGUAAUGUGUUUAUUUGAGUUAGAAUAGUGUUAACGUUUUCAGAGACGUUUAUUUGCGAAAGCCGCUUUAAAAUAUGCAGUUACUGAAGAAACAUCAAGGACAAUAGAUUUGAAAACGGUUGGUUGGUACAUCUGUUAGGAAUUAAAAAGCCGUCUCUAUUCCUUUGGAUGAUUGAAGUGUUUUAAAGUAUCCUUGUCUUGUUCAUUCUUUCCGGUGGCUCCUGAGAAACGUGAAUUCUCCACUGCAUAACUGUUGUUUCUUUUACUGUGUUAAAUUCUCUGGUACUAGUGAAACUGAAAAUGCCUGACCUUGGGCUGUUAAGUGUAAGUAAGAGAAGUUGAUCUGCUGAUAUUCCGUUUUUAAGUCAAGUCUGAGAAAUUGUUUUGGGAACUGAAAGCAAUGUGCCAUCAUUUUAAAAAGUGAAAUGUACUUACUUUCUGGAAAAGACUUUUUGCAAAUGUCCUUCAAAACUUGAUUUCUGAACUUUUUUGUAAGCACUAUGUAAAGGAAUAACUUUAUUUUUUUAAAAAGAUGUUAAAUACCAAAGACUUUUGGGGUAGAUGUUGUUGUGAUCCUUAUGUUGUUAUAUUUAAAGAGAAACUAUUUUGGUUGAAGUGAAGUCAGAUGACAUUUUAUAUACUGUUCCUUGUUAGUAUAAUUAUUGUGAACAGGGUAAUAUAAUGGCAAUGCAACAGUCCUUUUGUCAUUUAAAUUUCAGGGGUGGCUUCAGCUCUUUUCCUGCCCAGAAAAGAUUCUAAACACAAAUAGUAUUUCUAAUCGAAAUCACAGAUUGGUUUGUUAUAGAAACGAAUGGUUGAGAUACUAUCAGUGUGCAUUCCAGCAUUUUCUGGUGUGUUACAUUUUGAGACUUGUUUAAAUAAAUAUUUGUUACU